Gastrolobium bilobum is the source of this 5253-nucleotide messenger RNA. RefSeq lists its product as uncharacterized. Gene Ontology annotation, molecular function: ADP binding. Lineage: Eukaryota; Viridiplantae; Streptophyta; Magnoliopsida; Fabales; Fabaceae. The record is from RefSeq and is a predicted model, not a curated record. The transcript has 7 exons. The coding region runs from base 1 to 5253 and encodes 1750 amino acids.
AUGGCCGAUAUCCCGAAUGAAUUAGCAAAGAAGGGUUUGGAGAAAUUGAUGGACUGGGCAAUUGGAGAAGCACGAUAUAUAUGCUGCUUCACAUCCAUUGUUGCGGACUGUGAAAAGGAAAAAGAAAUAUUGGAAGCAAAAGUUAAGGCUGUGGGGCAACGUGUUGAUCAACUCAAAAGAAGCUCACAAGAUACUCCAGCUGAUGUCACUUCUUGGGACAAGCGAGCUGAUAAGCUCAUUCAAGAGGACACAAAAACAAAAAAGACAUGUUUUUUUGGAUGGUGUCCUAAUUGCAUAUGGCGAUAUAAUAGGGGAAAAGAACUGGCCAAUAAAACAGAGGAUGCUAGAAGAAUCAAUCAAGAACUUGAAAACUUGAAUAUUACAGGACUCACUCCUCAUCUCCUGGGCGUUGAAUACCAUUCUUCCCAAGAUUACAUUUCUUUUAAAAGUAGAGAGUUGAUAUACAAUGAACUUUUGGAUGCACUGACAGAUGACAACUAUAUAACUGGAUUGCAAGGGAUGGGCGGCACUGGCAAAACAACAUUGGCAAGAAAAGUAGGUCAGGAACUCGAGCAAUCGAAACAAUUUGAUCAUGUCAUUGAUACUACAGUGUCAUAUACUCCUGACAUAAGAAAGAUUCAAGAUGAUAUUGCUGUACCCUUGGGAUUAGCAUCAGAAUUGAAGGAUAAGAGCGAAUCAGAGCGAUGCAAAUUACUGCGAAGCAGAUUAACCAAUGGUGAGAAAAUUCUUCUAAUAUUGGAUGACGUAUGGGAAAAUACUGUGGAGCAUAUCAAAUUUGAAAAAAUAGGGAUUCCAAAAAGCGAUGAUCACAAAGGUUGCAGAGUUCUUCUAACCACACGCGAUCUAAACGCAUGUCGCUCAUUGGGAUGUGAGAAGAUAAUUGAACUGCAGCUCUUACCAGAGGAUGAGGCAUGGACCCUGUUCGAAAAGCAUGCUCAUAUAAGCAGUAGUACACCUAAAAGUUUGAUGGAUAAGGGACAUGAAAUUGUCAAAGAAUGCAAAGGGUUACCAGUUGCAAUUGCUAUUAUUGCCAGUCGUUUAAAGGGCGAACAACGUCAGGUACAGUGGAAUGCAGCCUUAAUAUCCUUGCAAAAGCCCAUGCAUGGUGUUAAUAAAGAUUUGAAUGAAAUUUAUAAAUGUUUGUGGUAUAGCUAUGAUAAUAUGAAUAAUGAAGAAGCCAAGAGAUUGUUCCUCUUAUGUUCUGUUUUUCCAGAAGAUGAAGAACUUCCCACUGAAGUUUUAACUAGAUUUGGCAUAGGAGCGGGUCUUUUUGGGGAAGUUUAUGACAAAUAUGAUGAUGUUCGAAUCCAAGUAGCCGUUGCCAAAAAUGAACUCAUAGAUUCUUGUUUAUUGUUGAAGGCUGAGGGAGGACGUGUGAAAAUGCAUGACUUGGUUCGUGAAGUGGCUUUAUUAAAGGUUAACAAAGAGAUACGAGCAGUGAAUCUGUCUGGCAAACAUAAAAAAUCAUUGGUUGAAAGUGAGAAGGGUAUGAAAUAUUUGUUAUUGGAAGGAAACGAACAUGAUGUGUUUUCCUAUAGGUUUGAUGGUUCUGAACUUGAGAUUCUUAAAAUCAACUGUAUGGUUGAAGAAGACUCGAUGGAAAUGCCAAAUUCAUUCUUCGAAAAUAUGGCAAAGCUUCGAGUUUUGUAUUUAUCAUGUCAACAUUGGGGAAGGCCUCUAUCAUUGCUACAGUCAAUCGAGUCAUUGACGAAUAUUCGAUCUCUAUUCCUUGAAAGAUUGAGAUUAGGUGACAUCUCUAUUUUGGGAAAACUACGAAGCCUUGAGGCUCUUGAUUUGGUUUAUUGUGAAGUGGUCGAAUUGCCACGUGAAAUUGCAGAGCUAGAGAGACUUAGAUUGCUGAACUUGGAUGGCUGUGAAAUUGAAAUGGAUACUACAUUUGAUGUGAUUGAAAGAUGCUCAUCACUAGAAGAAUUGUAUUUCACUAAAUUCAAGGUUGACAGCUCAUCAAUUCAUAAGAAAAUAACCUUGCCUGCAUUGCAAAGGUAUCAUAUAAGAGAUGGGUAUGAUGAUGAAACAUACGAUUCAGUGUCAAAAUAUGUGUGUGCUUCAUAUAUUGAUACUUAUUUCUCUGAAGCAACAUUCAAGUAUCUGGUACAAACAACAGAGAUUCUUAAGCUAACAGGAAUUGAGGGGGAGUGGAGAAAUCUCAUACCUGAGAUUGUUCCGAUAGAUGACGGUAUGAAUUAUCUUGUGAAACUUCGUUUGGAAUCCUGGUCAAAAUUACAGUGUCUAAUUGACACUAGUCAUAUUAAUUUUUCGGAACAAAACUUCUUCUCCAAGUUGGCUGUACUAGAACUUGAUGAAAUGGAAAAUUUGGAAGAACUAAGCAAUGGUCCUCUUCCCUUUGACUUUCUGAAGAGUUUAGAGACGCUACUCAUCAAUGACUGUAAUGGUUUGGGAAGCAUAUUGUUAAAGAGCAAGCUAAACCUCUACAAUCUUAAGACCAUCAAAUUGUGGCAUUGCCCGAAAUUGGUAACCCUAUUUCAACUGCUGACUUCACAAAGUCUACUGCGAUUGGAGGAAUUAGAAAUAAUGGGCUGUGAGCAACUGGUAAACAUAAUAGCAGAUGAAAGAACAGGGGAGAACUUGGGAGAUGAAAUAGUUGGUGUUGAUAAUGGUAAUAAAAGAAGAAACAGUCACGCCCCAAUGUUUUCAAAUUUGAAAACUCUUUAUAUCUCAUACUGUCCCCUCUUGGAAUUUAUAAUUCCGGUCCUUUCUGCUCGAGACAUUCCUGCACUGGAAUCUAUCACUAUAGAAUAUUGUGAUGAGCUGAAAUACAUAUUUGGCAAAUACCAACAUGAAAAUGAAGAGCUGGAUUUGCAUCAAGAGGUAAAGGAUGUCGUACUUACUUCACUGGACAAAAUGGAGCUCACUGGCUUGCCAAAUUUCAUUGACAUUUUUCCAGAAUGUUAUCAUCCCAAGCGUUCAUCCCCGAAGAGGUCAUCUUCCAAGUCACAAAUGCAAUCAGACCCCAUGAAAUGCAAUAUCUUCCCUUGGACUCAUAAAUAUAGACACAAACUGAGGAGUACCACAAGUGCUCAAAUUCCAUUGGUUUCCAAGGAUCAACUGCAACACAGCUCAAUCUCAUCGGCAUCAAAUCACCUUUGGGAACGUGCUGAAUGUCUUUCAAAACAACCACAGAUGUUGCGCAAUAUUAAAGAGAUUGAUCUCUGGGAUCUUUCAAAGAUAGAAUCUGUGUUUAUCAUGUCUAAUGCCCCAACAAUGAUGUUGGAAACUUUGACAAUUGAGUAUUGUGAUAAUUUGAAGCACAUAAUAAUAGACACCGGAGAUGACCGUGGUGGCAAUAAUUGGGGCGAUGUGUUUCCGAAAUUGGAAAAAAUCUUGGUGAAACGUUGUGAGCUAUUGGAAUCUGUAUUUGGACACUAUCCUCAUGAUCAUCAAAACCAAAGUGAGAUUCACCUUCAGCUUCCAGCUUUGAAAUUUCUCAACUUUUUCAAGCUGCCAAAUUUAAUCGGCAUUUGUUCUAAAAACUACUCCACAUCGUUGCCACUUCUGACUGAGUUUACACUCGGCGAAUGCUCCCAGUUUAGCAUUAAAUCAUUUGGUGAUUUGUCCGUUCAUGAUUCAAGAGAAUUGGGUAGCACAACCAUCAAGGAUUUGAGUGGAAACGUGCGAUCUUUUCUCACUUUGGAAAAACCCAAGAUAUACAACUCCAAAGAAAUAAAUGAACAACAAAUGCAGUUACGAUUACAAAAAUUUCAGUUGGGUGAUCAGCCUCAGAUGACCUAUAUUUUUGUGGGUCCCAAAAAUUCUUGUACCCUCCAAAACCUUGAAGAGUUAACAAUUGCGCGAUGUGAAAAAUUGGAAGUAAUCUUUUCUGCUGCUAUUUUAAGAUACCUACCACAAUUGCAUAAACUAAUCAUAACAGAAUGCAAAGAAUUAAAGCAAAUCAUUGAAAAGGAUGUGGAAUAUCACAAAAUGUCCAAUUUUCUCUCUUCAAAGAUAGGCUUCCCAAAGCUAACAAUACUUGUGGUAAAUAAAUGCGACAAACUGAAAUGCAUCUUCCCUGUCUCCACAUCUAAAGAGUUUCCCAAGCUAGAGAAUGUGAUAAUAAAAGAAGCAUAUGAGCUAGAGCAAGUAUUCGAAUACGAACAAAGUGAUCAGAAAGUUGAGCUUCCAAAUCUGAAAUUUGCAGUAUUUGUCAAACUUCCAAGCCUCUACCAGAGGAUUGAAUUCGAGACUGCAAUAAGUCUUUUCAUACAGAGUUGUCCAAAACUCUCUUUGACUUCAACAACAACUAUCGACAAGGUUCAAAGGCUUACUAGAUAUGUUAUCAAAGAAUUUGGCGAUUGGUUUCUCAAGCGCGUGGCAGAAGACAUGGUUGAUGAACUUGAUGAAGAAGAUUCUAAUAAUAAAGAUACCAUCAAUCAAAAUCCAAUUGCAGAAAUCACUGAAGAAGUUUCAGUUGGGCCUGAUGUUCAAGCAGCAUCCGGGUGUGAGUUGAUUUGUUCACAUGUCGAUACUGAUCAACAAGAAGAUGACAUUGAAUCGAAUGAGUUCCUUUUUGUGGAGACAAAAAGCAAACAAUCACUUGAGGAAGAACAAGAAUUUGUUGAGAAAGUUCCUGGUUUAGAGAUUCCAACAAUAACAAUAUCACCAACGGAUUCAGAAGUAAUUAGAAGGCCAUGUCCAAGUCCAUUGGAUAUCCCUCUACAUGAAUCACAUUCACAUGAGUUGGUGGAUGAACAAAACAUGGUAGAACCAUGUUUGAUGAACCAACAACACCUACUUGGAGAAACUGACAUUACCUUUAAAUCUCUUCAGGGAAAUAAUUUUCUCAAAGAAACGGAGGAUCAAGCCAUUCAAAAGGAUUCUACAUCAGAGAAAACUGUAAAAGAAACUCUGUCCACUGAUUCAGAAACAAGAAGCACAUCACUAGGACCAUUACUUCCUCCUCAAGAGAAGAGUAUUAAGAGAAGUGUUGAAGGAGCUACAUCAGCGAAUUCUAUGACACCAACAUCUUCAACUCAUUCAGAAUCAGUUAGUUCAUUACCAGGAACAUUAGUUACUUCUGAGCAUAAAACACAUUCGCCGGUAAGCUUAUUGUAUGCAAAUGAGCAUUCAAAUAUGUUCCUCUGCUUAAACCUAAUGCUGCCAUGUUUCCAAAUCAUUAAUUGCACCAAGGGAUUGGAUUUAAAAGAAUCCAUGUUUGAAACAACUUUGAUGGAAGAAGAAGAAUUGAGGUGUUGA